GAAUGCAUCCUUCUUAACUCAAGAAAAAAGAAAAAAAAAACAAUCUUUAAAAAUUAAUUGAAAUCACAGUGACAAAUAAAAAUUUUCUUUUUACUUGGAAAAAGCGACGAGAAUAUAAUUUUUCUUAAUAAUGGCAAUAUUGCGAACCAACUCGAAACCCCCAUUCGAGUUCUCGUACCGUGUGUUAAAAAUAAACACACGGACAAGCGUGAGGGUGAGACGCGAUAUUUCCCACAAUUAACAUUAUUUUCGUGAUUGAGCUAGUGGAGAUAUAUUAAAAGGAGCGCGGAUUAUAACGCGAGAGGGAUGAGGCGGCGCUGAAAGGUACACGUAUAAUGUUCCUCUUGAAAAGAGGGCUCUUGACUGGUAAGCGCGACGGUUGAAUCGCUCCGGGCAAUUAAGGGGAACCUGGAAUAAUGCCCACUAUAGCGAACUCGUCGCUCACCUACGAGAUUCUCAUGUACCUGAACUCCUUCUACUUCGGUAUGUUCGCCGUGUGCGAAUUGGGCAUGGGACUGUUCAAGGCCGCGAACUUGCCCUCACCGGGCACGAGCAAGACCGUGACGGAGUUUGCGCUACUGCUCUUCCUGAUGGCAACGGAGGGCGGCAGGAUCUACCUGGGAAGGAAGGGAAAUCUGACCGAGCGCGGAAUACCGAUUCUUAUCGGGAUAGUCCUGACUAUUCCUAGCAUAUUAGCGACGCUCUACUUCCUCCUUUGGCAGUCUCGCGUGCUCAGGCUAGAGGUGAUUCUCUGUAGCAUACAGUUAGUUCUAUUGAUAUCCGAAGUGGUCAUCGCUGUUAUGUGCCUUAUAGCCAUUUAUCGACCACCGCCCCCGGAAAAAUGAUAUAGCUUUUUCAUGUUCUACGUCGCACAAUAAUUCUAUUUUGCACUUGUCAUUUCGCUUAACAAUCCAUUCCGAGUGUUAACAGUUUGUCACAGACAAGGCUGAGCUGUCUGUCGUUGCUAUUGUCAGAUAAUAAGACUUUUCAUCCUUAAUAAUUUUAAUUGUUGUAUCUCUACAUCUAAGAAACAAAUCUAUGGUAUCGUAUAGUUUCCCUGAAUCUGGUAUAAAUUUGCAUUUUGCGUAAUACAUUACGCAUGUAUACACUGAAAUGUAGUAUCGGUGUUUCGCAAAUAUCUUUUAUUAAAUAUUAAAAAUAAAGACUGGCUACUAUAGGAAAAGUGCUAAAAAUCUACUUUUAUAUCUUCUGUGACAUAUUUGCUUGCAUAUAAAAUGCAAAGAUUUAAAAUUUUACAAACAAAUUAUACAUUUGAGUAGUGUGCCUUGUACAUACACUAAUCUACAUUCCAUAGACUGAGAAUUAGAACAUAAAUGGAAUCUAAAUUUUGUACACUAUAAUAAUCUUUUAAAAGGAAUUCACACUACACUCAGUAGCCACUUUAUUUCAUUUAAAAGCGAUUGUGUAAGAAUAAAACUGAAAAGAUUGUGUUUUAUGCUAAAAACUUGGAUUUCUACAAUUAAUAUUAACAAUAUAAAUACUGCCAUUUAUAUAUAUUUAAUGUUUAAACAGAUAGAAAUGUAUUUAUAAAUUCUAUGGAAAAAAAAAAGAAGUUUGUGUAAUCUCAGUGCUAUGUCUGCAUUGAAUAUAAUUGUUUGUAGUGGAAGAAAAGCUUGCUGUACACAUAUUUGUUUGUAUAUGUAUUUAUAUCAAAAUAAAUAUUUUUUAAAUAAAUAA
This is a messenger RNA of Formica exsecta, 1698 nucleotides long. RefSeq names its product transmembrane protein 216-like. Gene Ontology annotation, biological process: non-motile cilium assembly. The transcript has a single exon. Lineage: Eukaryota; Metazoa; Arthropoda; Insecta; Hymenoptera; Formicidae. The coding region runs from base 417 to 845 and encodes 142 amino acids. The record is from RefSeq and is a predicted model, not a curated record. Gene Ontology annotation, cellular component: ciliary transition zone.